ACAUUCCAACCGACAGAACUUCCAGCUCCAAGUAGACCAGUCUGGGCUCCGCCGCCCACCCGUCAUAUUCUUAUUCGUCAACAACCGAGAAGGCGAUGAAGCAGUACAGGACUCACCGUUAACGGACUGUGAAAGGAAGUCCACGAUUGGUAGCUUUACAGAGUGAGGCGCCGACGUUAGCUUCUGAAUGUGGAGUCCUCUGCUGCCCAGGUGAAAGAGGACAAGAAGGCCGACAGGAUGAAGGAGGAGAACUUGUUCCAUCGGAGGUUGUCCCUGUGUCCCACCCCCACCUCCCCGCCGAAGAUAGACACCCGCGCCUUGACCCGGAACCUGUCCUAUGGGGGGGACAGUGACCUUUACCCUCUGAGUCCAGGAAGUGAGUCAGAGAGGAAUGGCCUAUCAAUGCUGAGUGAUGAACUUAGUCCCGCCCAGUCGCCCAGCAGCAAGUCUGAGUCCAAGAUGUUUAAUGGUCUGGAGAAGGAGUGCUCCUCCCCCACGGAAAAGCUAGCCCGGAAAGAGUCCCUCAAGGUCCAAAAGAAGAAUUACCGACAGGAGAAGAAACGGGCAGCCAAAGAACUGUUCAGCGCUCUGAAGGACCCCAGCGUGGUCAUCAUGUCCGACUGGUUAAAGAUCCGUGGCUCCCUGAAGAGCUGGACCAAGCUAUGGUGUGCCCUGAAGCCCGGGGUCCUCCUCAUCUACAAGACCCCCAAGGCAGACCACUGGGUGGGCACCAUCCUGCUCAACGCAUGCAAGCUGAUCGAGAGGCCUUCCAAGAAGGACGGCUUCUGCUUCAAACUCUACCACCCUCUGGACAAGUCUAUCUGGGCCAUCAAGGGUCCGAGAGGAGAGAAUGUCGGCUCCAUCACCCAGCCUCUGCCCAGUAACUACCUUAUCUUCAGAGCUGCCUCCGAGUCCGAUGUCCUCCACCUGUCCCCAUCCAUCUCCUCUCCAGGCCGGUGUUGGAUGGAUGCUCUCGAGCUGGCCCUCAGCUGCUCCAGCCUGUACAAGCUGACGGCCAAGACAGGAAAGGACUGUGAUGUCAGCACCUCGUCAGAGUGCUCUCACAUCCUCCACCUGCUGCAGUCCACCCCCCUCACAGAUGCAGAGAUACUGCAAAGAGACGACAGGAGUGGAGGAAGGGGACAGUCUGUGCCGGGCAGGAGGGUGGAAACUGCUUGUUAUUGUACCACUAUCUGGGAUCUGUCUGAGCGUUGCAGUUUGUAUAGGAGGUUUAAUGAGGCCCUGUUAGGAAACCACCACAUGGAGAAUGACGGCUCCUCUGACAAAUCAGAGCGUGAAGCUCACGAGGACUGGGACACAGCAGCCAAUGACAACGGAAGGCUGACGGAGGAGAGCGACAUGGACCAAUCAGACGAGCUGUCUCCUGGCCUGCAGGCCACAGCCUACGUGGAGCAGGGCCAGGAGGAGAUGGCCGAGGCCGGAGAGGCGUCCCAGACGGAGACGGUGUCGGAGGAGAACAAGGGUCUGAUGUGGACCCUGCUGAAGCAGCUGCGGCCAGGUAUGGACCUGUCCAAGGUAGUGCUGCCCACCUUCAUCCUGGAGCCCCGCUCCUUCCUCGACAAGCUCUCAGACUACUACUUCCACGCCAGCCUGCUCUCACAGGCUGUGUUGGAGGAGAGCCCGUACGGCAGGAUCAAACAGGUGGUACGCUGGUACCUGUCUGGCUUCUAUAAGAAGCCCAAGGGUCUGAAGAAGCCGUAUAACCCAAUCCUGGGUGAGACGUUUCGUUGCUGCUGGCUCCACCCCCAAACAAAUAGCUGCACCUUUUACAUCGCAGAGCAGGUGUCCCACCACCCUCCCAUCUCUGCCUUCUACAUCUGCAACAAGAAAGAUGGCUUCUCUCUCAGCGGCAGCAUCCUGGCCAAGUCCAAGUUCUACGGGAACUCUUUGUCGGCCAUCUUGGACGGCAAGGCCAGACUGCUUCUGCUGGGUAGAGAGGAGGAGUACGUCAUCACCAUGCCCUACGCACACUGCAAAGGUAUCCUGUACGGCACUAUGAGCCUGGAGCUUGGAGGGAAGAUCACCAUAGAGUGCGAGCAGACCAGAUAUGCAGCCGAGCUCGAGUUCAAGCUCAAGCCCUUCUUAGGAGGAGCCUCCUCAACCAACCAAAUCUCUGGAAAGAUCCACAUGGGGGAGGAGCUACUGGCUACAGUGGAUGGUCAUUGGGACGGCGAGGUGUUCCUGCAGGACAGGCGUUCAGGGCAACAGGAGAUGCUGUGGAACCCAACUCCAGAGGUCCGCAGGACCAGACUCAAGAGACAGGUGGUCCAGGUCGACCAGCAGGGGCCUUUUGAGUCGGAGAGACUGUGGCAGCAUGUUACCAGUGCAAUAGUGGACCGGGACCAGAACCGGGCCACACAGGAGAAGUUUGUCCUGGAGGAGGCUCAGAGGACAGAGGCUCGAGACCGCGGAGACAAGCCCUGGAGCUCCAGACUGUUCUGCCUGGACCCCGACACACAGGAGUGGACCUACAGACACAUGGACACCAGGCCCUGGGACCCGGAGACUUGCCUGGUCCAGUUUGAGAAGGACGGACUGAUCCAGACCCAGGAGAGGAGCCACAGGCGCCACAACGGCCUGUCCUAUACCUGGGCCAGCCAGCAGAAGGCCCAGCUGAAUGGGCAGCACAGGAAGAGCAGCAGUCAGCCGUCCAGCUGCAGCCAGAACACUGAGAGCAGCAGCACCACUCCUGAACCCACACAUGAGUCUUCUGAUAACGAGGGGUUCCUGAAUCAGUGUUCACGGUGCAACAAGGAAGUGAAGGACAUAGCUGGGAUCGAGGCCUCCAUUGCGUCCAUACAGAGCACACAGCAGGACAUGCAGAGGAACCUGGUGGCUCUGAGCCGGCAGCUUUCUCGCCAGCGUGCGUCCGAGGACAGUGUGACGCUCACGGGUCGCCACUGUCUCGUCCUCUGUGUCCUCCUGCUCUCCCAGCUCCUCCUCAACUACGUCUUCACCUGAGCGCGCACACACACACACACACUGACUGUAAUCACAAAGCCUGGGGGGUGGGCAGGGCUGGGGGAUGCACAGAGACAGACAAAGACUGGUCUCCGAUCAGCUUCUAAAGACUGACCCCCUCCUCCCCACCGCCCCCACCCCCCUCUUUCUAUUCACACUUACAACCCCCCCCCCACCACCACCACCACCUCCGAGAAGGGGGAGGAGCCUGGGCGCCAUAGCAAUAACCACAGCCACCACGUCCCUGCUGUGUGUAUGUGGACUGAGACAGCAGAGUACCUGUGCACUUUGGACUGAGCCAGAGCACACUAUCUCGGACCUGUUAGUUUUUAUAUGAACAAGAAGAAUGAACAAGAAGAAUGACGGGGAGUGAUAGGAGUUUCCAUCCCUCCUUUGUACAUGGAUGUGUCCUUUUAUACUCCCCGCAAUACUGUUGAUGUGUGUGUGUGUGUGUGUGUGUGUGUGCUUGUGUGUGUGUGUUGUUUGUAAAAUAGGCCCUAUGGGCACAAGCUAGAUUAACAGCGUUGGUCUCUUCCUGCUCCACUUCCUCCGAAGUGUUUGGGGCGUAACGCUGAAGCCAAACAGAGGAGUCGUGACAAGGAUCGAAAGGCAUCGCAAACAGAGAGAAAUGGAUGAGAGACAAAAAUAUAUAUAAACGAAGCUUCCAUCAGUGCAAUUCUGUGUUUUUGUCUAGAUAUAGACUCUCACACACACGCCGUCUUAUCUUUUAAUGAGGAGGAUUUUACCAAAACAGUAUUUAUAAUCCAUGAGGACAAAAGAGUACUUGUUUACAGGGGUGUGUUUAUAAUGACAUCUAUAAACAAUAUUGAGAAAGAGAGCCAAACAGAAUUGUGUGGGUGACCACCUUCAGGGAGUGGGCUUCUAGCAUGACCCUAGCGUGGGUCACGUGACCCUAGCGUGGGUCACGUGACCCUAGCGUGGGUCACGUGACCCUAGCGUGGGUCACGUGACCCUAGCGUGGGUCACGUGACCCUAGCGUGGGUCACGUGACCCUAGCGUGGGUCACGUGACCCUAGCGUGGGUCACGUGACCCUAGCGUGGGUCACGUGACCCUAGCGUGUACAAUCAGGGAUGAUGGAACAACUGCUGGUGGAGGAGAGGAAAAGGAAGAAGAUAAAAAAAUAAAGAAAUACAAAUGAAGUUCUAAGAUAAAGGGACUGUUGCAGCUGUCCAGUGGGUUGUGUAUUUCAGUCUGCACUUUCCAAGACCUGUUUUAAAUGUAAAACACUUAGUAAUUUGUAAUUUUUUUAUCAAUGUUUAAAUGUAUAUAUAUUCACGUGGAGCACACACACACUGUGUCACCAAAUUCAGAAUGUAUUUAUUGGGUGAUUUACUUUAAUGUUGAUGAUCUGCAGAGGCUGCUGAGUGCGGAGAGCUCCUCCCAGUGUGCGCUCAUCAGGGCAGCAGGUGUGCGUGCUCCUGUGUGAAAAGACCAAACUGACUUUCUGAUUGGUUGUCGGGAGAACGGCCCACUGUUGAACCGCCCAAUGGGAAUAGAGAGAGAGAGCUCACGAGGAAGGCGACUAUUUGAAUGCUUCUAUUCACUUUGUUUUUGUUUUCAACUCUACUGCCAUGUACACAGAUAUUUUUGUCAAAUGAGAAUGAUCUAACCGGGCAUGUGAAUGCUCCAUGUUUGUGUUGGUAUACUGUAGAACUACAGUAAACAUUAACACUU
This is a messenger RNA of Osmerus eperlanus (European smelt), 4678 nucleotides long. RefSeq names its product oxysterol binding protein-like 5 (gene osbpl5). Gene Ontology annotation, cellular component: intracellular membrane-bounded organelle; cytosol; membrane. The record is from RefSeq and is a predicted model, not a curated record. Lineage: Eukaryota; Metazoa; Chordata; Actinopteri; Osmeriformes; Osmeridae. Bases 238 to 2982 code for a protein of 914 amino acids. Gene Ontology annotation, molecular function: cholesterol binding. The transcript has 24 exons.